AUGCUGUGUGGGACUCUCAGCCAGCUACCUGCAGUCGCCAACAUGUCUUUGGUCCUGCUCUCUGUCAUCUGGCUCAUCGUACAAACUGAAGCAAUAGCCAUAGAGCAAACACCUGAAUUAAAACUCUAUGAAGUAGUUCAUCCUAAAAAACUACACGUUGUACAAAAAAGAGGGAUACAGAUCAACCAGACAGAGAAGCUUGCCAAAGAGGAAUACGAACCUGAACUUCGGUAUCAGAUUAUAUUAAAUGGAGAAGAAGUCAUUCUUUGCUUACAAAAAAUCAAGCAUCUCCUGGGGCCAGGCUACACUGAAACACAUUACUCACCCAGAGGAGAGAAGAUCACCUCAAGCCCUCAGAACGUGGAACAGUGCUACUAUAAAGGAUAUAUCCUGAAUGAAAAGAAUUCUGUCGCCAGCAUUAGUACUUGUAAUGGGUUGAGGGGAUACUUCACACAUCAUGAUCAAAGGUAUAUGAUAAAGCCUCUGAAAAGCACAGACCAAGAAGAACAUGCUGUCCUCGCAGAUAACCAGGAGGAGCUAGACUCAGCUAAUCACACCUGUGGUGUAAGAAAUGUUGGCAAGAAACACGGCCUUAUUCGAGCCUCUAGGUCACUCGAAAGCCCAGAGCAAGAAGACUUUCUUCAAGCUGAAAAAUACAUUGAUCUCUUUUUGGUGCUGGAUAAUGCUUUCUAUAACAUAUAUAAGGGGAAUCUAACUUUGAUAAGAAGUUUUGUGUUUGAUGUGAUGAACCUACUCAAUGUGAUUUAUAACACCAUAGAUGUUCAAGUUGCCUUGGUUGGUAUGGAAAUAUGGUCUGAUGGUGAUAAGAUAAAGGUGGUACCCAACACAGGCAUCACCUUUAACAACUUUGUGAACUGGCAUCGUUCUAACCUGAGGAAAAUGAAGGUCCAUGACCAUACUCAGCUACUCAGUGGAAUUGAAUUCAGCAACCGACGUGUAGGAAUGGCAGCCUCGAAUUCCUUGUGCUCUCCAUCUUCGGUUUCUGUUAUAGAGGCUAAAAAAAAGAAAAAUGUGGCUCUCGUAGCAGUGAUGUCACAUGAGUUGGGUCAUGUCUUAGGUAUGCCUGAUGUUCCGUUUUACACCAAGUGUCCUUCUGGGAGUUGUGUGAUGAAUCAAUAUCUGAGUUCAAAAUUCCCAAAGGAUUUCAGUACAUCCUGCCGCUCAAGUUUUGAAAGAUACAUUUCAUCUCAAAAACCAAAGUGCCUGCUGCAAGCACCAAUUCCUGCAAAUAUAAUAACAAAGCCAGUGUGUGGGAACCAACUUCUGGAAGUGGGAGAAGAAUGUGACUGUGGCUUUCCUAAGGAAUGCAGGAGUGCUUGCUGUGAGGCCAGGACCUGCAAGUUAAAGCCGGAAGCUGACUGUAGAGAAAAUAGUCUUAACGAUAUCACAGAGUGAAUGAAAAAAUCUACUUCACUGAGCUGCUACCUGCCAGGACAAGAAUCAAGAAAUCUAAACAUACUGGAUUCUUGUGUAUUUUCGCCUUUGCACUUAGAUGUAUUUUGCUUUUCAUUUGUCAUUAUCCUUUCUAUAUUUUUUCCAGUCCAGCCAAUAGGUGAAUAGAUGUGCUUAGAGAAGUUGCCCGUUUUCUAAGACCUGAUCUACAGUAUAUUUUUAAGGAUCAUGAAGCUAUCGCUUAGCUCUGCUCUUUGCAAAACAAAAGAAAUUAGCUCUAGACCAAAAUACUUUAAAAUGUACGGCUGAAUUACAUGCAGAGUUACUCCAGGCUUGUAAAACUACAAAUGACUUUUAUUUUAACCCCAUUUUCAUUUUAUC
Pteropus alecto (black flying fox) is the source of this 1794-nucleotide messenger RNA. It is a transcript of the gene ADAMDEC1, whose product is annotated as ADAM like decysin 1. Lineage: Eukaryota; Metazoa; Chordata; Mammalia; Chiroptera; Pteropodidae. Gene Ontology annotation, molecular function: metalloendopeptidase activity. Gene Ontology annotation, biological process: proteolysis. The record is from RefSeq and is a predicted model, not a curated record.